AUGCAGGAGUUUUUUGCAGCACUGUGGCUGCUGAAGAAUCCAGAUAAGAUCGGGGAUGUUUUUCAGCAGAGCCUCACUGAGGAGAAGAAACACAUGAAACAUCUGAUCCCUUUCAUGUGUCGACUGCUGACUGACAAGAGACCUAGUUUGAUGAAGCAUCUGAUUCCAGCUCAGGAGCUCAAGAACACGUCUGACUGGUUCUUCGAGGAACUGAUAACCACAUUUUUAGAGGCUGACACAGAGGACAGUGGACUUGAUGUGGACAUACUGUUCUUAUGUCAGUGCUUGUAUGAGUCCCAGUGUCCUGAAGCGAGCAUCAGCUUCCUGGAGAAACUGGACUACGCUCUUGAUCUCAGUGGAGAGAGUCUCGAGCCUUACCUUUGCUCUGCUGUGGCCUACGUGGUCACUCAGUCGAAGGAGAGGAAAAUAUGGCUGAACCUGGAGGACGUCAUGGUGUCAGAGCAAGGAAUGAGACGACUGUUAGGAUGCCUUCAAAAUGUCCAGUGGUGUGGUCCUCUGCCACGGCAGCUGUGGGAGAUUUUCCUUCUCAGUGAAGACAGAUGGCAGAUGAACCACAUCAGCUUACUCAGCCUGGAUGGAAAUCAGUUGCACCUUCCAGUUGAGGGUAAAAGACGGCUGUUUGAAAGAGCAGUAAAAGUCAUGCAGAAGAUCACUAAACAGCUUAAUAUCUGCCUCCACUGGGACAGGAAAACUCCUGCCUGCCAAAGUCUGUGCGAGUCUCUCUUAGAGGCUUUGCCUAUCCACUCACUCAGCACUUUUCCAGUCAUCUCCUGCAGUCUGGUCAUAAACCUCUCAGAGAGAAAGACCUCCAUCCUCCUGGAAGUGCUGAAACUCCAACCAGAGAAGAAACCAGUGGAGCUGACAGGCUGCUCAGAUGAAGAGAGUGAAGUGAGGAGUUUCCUACAGUGUCUGCCUUAUAUCUCACAGCUCAGAGGCUCAGGAGAAGUCAAGUUCUUUGGGAAUCUGUUCUGUGCAGCAGCAGAGAGAGAACAGCAGACAGGAGAGAAGAUACUGGAGCUGUUAUCAUCAGUGUGCAGAUAUCAAACAUUCCCUCUUAAAGAGAAAUGGUGUGAUUUCCUGCUGGACCUGUACUCUCAUGAUCCUAAAACGGGCUUGAGAGUCCUUCCAUCAUUACAGUCAGUUUUCCAGUCAGCUCCUGCAGUCUGGUCCAUAAACCUCUCAGAGAGAAAGACCUCCAUCCUCCUGGAAGUGCUGAAACUCCAACCAGAGAAGAAACCAGUGGAGCUGACAGGCUGCUCAGAUGAAGAGAGUGAAGUGAGGAGUUUCCUACAGUGUCUGCCUUAUAUCUCACAGCUCAGAUUCUCUUGGCGGUUUAGAGGCUCAGGUGAAGUCAAGUUCUUUGGGAAUCUGUUCUGUGCAGCAGCAGAGAGAGAACAGCAGACAGGAGAGAAGAUACUGGAGCUGUUAUCAUCAGUGUGCAGAUAUCAAUCAUUCCCUCUUAAUGAAGAAUACUUGGAUGAAGAUGAUGAUUUCAAGGAUUGUCAGAGUGGUUUCCUGCUGGAUCUGUACUCCCACCUGAAGGACUGUGAGAUUAAAACAGGCUUGAGGGUCCUUCCGUCAUUACAGUCAGUUUUCCAGUCAGCUCCUGCAGUCUGGUUCAUAGACCUCUCAGAGAGAAAGAUCUCCAUCCUCCUGGAAGUGCUGAAACUCCAACCAGAGAAGAAACCAGUGGAGCUGACAGGCUGCUCAGAUGAAGAGAGUGAAGUGUGGAGUUUCCUACAGUUUCUGCCUUAUAUCUCACAGCUCAGAUUCUCUUGGCGGUUUAGAGGUUCAGGUGAAGUCAAGUUCUUUGGGAAUCUGUUCUGUGCAGCAGCAGAGAGAGAACAGCAGACAGGAGAGAAGAUACUGGAGCUGUUAUCAUCAGUGUGCAGAUAUCAGUCAUUCCCUCUUAAAGAGAGACACAUGGAUGAUGAAUAUUAUCAGAGUGGUUUCCUGCUGGAUCUGUGCUCCCACCUGAAGGACUAUGAGACUAAAACAGGCUUGAGGGUCCUUCCAUCAUUACAGUCAGUUUUCCAGUCAGCUCCUGCAGUCUGGUUCAUAAACCUCUCAGAGAGAAAGACCUCCAUCCUCCUGGAAGUGCUGAAACUCCAACCAGAGAAGAAACCAGUGGAGCUGACAGGCUGCUCAGAUGAAGAGAGUGAAGUGAGGAGUUUCCUACAGUGUCUGCCUUAUAUCUCACAGCUCAGAUUCUCUCAGCGGUUUAGAGGCUCAGGAGAAGUCAAGUUCUUUGGGAAUCUGUUCUGUGCAGCAGCAGAGAGAGAACAGCAGACAGGAGAGAAGAUACUGGAGCUGUUAUCAUCAGUGUGCAGAUAUCAAACAUUCCCUCUUAAAGAGAAAUGGUGUGAUUUCCUGCUGGACUUGUACUCUCAUGAUCCUGAAACAGGCUUGAGAGUCCUUCCAUCAUUACAGUCAAUUUUCCAGUCAGCUCCUGCAGUCUGGUCCAUAAACCUCUCAGAGAGAAAGACCUCCAUCCUCCUGGAAGUGCUGAAAUUCCAACCAGAGAAGAAACUAGUGGAGCUGACAGGCUGCUCAGAUGAAGAGAGUGAAGUGAGGAGUUUCCUACAGUGUCUGCCUUAUAUCUCACAGCUCAGUGUCUCUUUCUGGUUUAGAGGCUCAGGUGAAGUCAAGUUCUUUGGGAAUCUGUUCUGUGCAGCAGCAGAGAGAGAACAGCAGACAGGAGAGAAGAUACUGGAGCUGUUAUCAUCAGUGUGCAGAUAUCAAACAUUCCCUCUUAGAUACAUGAAUGAUGAAUAUUAUCGUUGUGGUUUCCUGCUGGAUCUGUGCUCCCACCUGAAGGACUAUGAGACUAAAACAGGUUUGAGGGUCCUUCCAUCAUUACAGUCAGUUUUCCAGUCAGCUCCUGCAGUCUGGUCCAUAAACCUCUCAGAGAGAAAGACCUCCAUCCUCCUGGAAGUGCUGAAACUCCAACCAGAGAAGAAACCAGUGGAGCUGACAGGCUGGUCAGAUGAAGAGAGUGAAGUGAGGAGUUUCCUACAGUGUCUGCCUUAUAUCUCACAGCUCAGAUUCUAUGACAAGUUUGAAGAAUCAGAUCUAGUCAAGUUCUUUGGGAAUCUGUUCUGUGCAGCAGCAGAGAGAGAACAGCAGACAGGAGAGAAGAUACUGGAGCUGUUAUCACCAUACUUGGAUGAAGAUGAUGAUGAAUAUCGUUGUGGUUUCCUGCUGGAUCUGUGCUCCCACCUGAAGGACUAUGAGACUAAAACAGGCUUGAGGGUCCUUCCAUCAUUACAGUCAGUUUUCCAGUCAGCUCCUGCAGUCUGGUCCAUAAACCUCUCAGAGAGAAAGACCUCCAUCCUCCUGGAAGUGCUGAAACUCCAACCAGAGAAGAAACCAGUGGAGCUGACAGGCUGGUCAGAUGAAGAGAGUGAAGUGAGGAGUUUCCUACAGUGUCUGCCUUAUAUCUCACAGCUCAGUUUCUUUUUCUGGUUUAGAGGCUCCGGUGAAGUCAAGUUCUUUGGGAAUCUGUUCUGUGCAGCAGCAGAGAGAGAACAGCAGACAGGAGAGAAGAUACUGGAGCUGUUAUCACCAUACUUGGAUAGUUAUGAUGAUGAAUAUCGUUGUGGUUUCCUGCUGGAUCUGUGCUCCCACCUGAAGGACUAUGAGACUAAAACAGGCUUGAGGGUCCUUCCAUCAUUACAGUCAGUUUUCCAGUCAGCUCCUGCAGUCUGGUCCAUAAACCUCUCAGAGAGAAAGACCUCCAUCCUCCUGGAAGUGCUGAAACUCCAACCAGAGAAGAAACCAGUGGAGCUGACAGGCUGGUCAGAUGAAGAGAGUGAAGUGAGGAGUUUCCUACAGUGUCUGCCUUAUAUCUCACAGCUCAGCUGUGAUCCAGAGUUCUUCCAGAGUCUGUGUGCAGUCAUCUCUGUAAGAUCCAGAGAGGCAGAGCAGUUGGCCUCUGUGCUGCAGCUCCUGGGCUUCACCCUGCUGUUAACAGGGAGUUACACAGGAAAACCUGCAGGCUUUCCAGCGACAUGGCUUGCUACUGUGUCGAUGGGUGAGAAGAGGGAGAGCGGCCUGUCCACUGAGUCAGGAGAUUUUCCAGCAGCUCCUCUCCCUCCCCAUGAAGUCCAGGACGAGGUCUUGACCCGGUCCUUCUUGAGUAAGGCCCAGCCCGGCUUUGUGUUGACUGCCAUCAGAGAGAUCUAUAAAGCUCGUGCCAGUCCCAUUAUACCCAGUUUACUGAGGUCACUGGAUCAUGUGAUCAAACCUGACCUGCAGAGAGAUGGACUCUGUGGACUGGUGCUCUGCUCUUCACCCUCAAACACAGUGACAGAGUUAAACUGA
Micropterus salmoides (largemouth bass) is the source of this 4344-nucleotide messenger RNA. RefSeq lists its product as uncharacterized. The coding region runs from base 1 to 4344 and encodes 1447 amino acids. NCBI's taxonomy places the organism in Eukaryota, Metazoa, Chordata, Actinopteri, Centrarchiformes, Centrarchidae. The record is from RefSeq and is a predicted model, not a curated record. The transcript has 15 exons.